GAGGACCGCUAAACCGCAUAUUAAACAAUUAAUACAACAACAACUCACACGAAAGUUCCAGAAGUAAAACUGUUGCCAAGUUUUCAUUAAAAAAUAUAAAUGUUAUCAUGUCUGGGGAUUUACAAAACAAGAAUGACAAGCAGCUGGUGCCAGUCAUGCAGAAGCCAGCAAGGAAAAGCACUGCAGUUGUCCCGUAUAAAAGUGUCCGGUCAGAGGCCGAGGUUAAGCAUGGGAUAGUACACUUUGCCGCACCGUUCUCUCCACUCAGCAUUCACACAGACCUGAACAUUCCCCCAUCAAACUGGCUUAGGGCUUCCUCAGAGCUAGAACAGCAUGUGCGAGACUUGACCUGGAAUACAGCCAGAACUCCCUCACAGUUUUCUAGUAUUGAUAUGGCCCACAACUUUCCAGACUUGGCAGGGGAGGUGGAUGUUAUCACACAUGCAGCAAACAUUAAGAAGCUUCUGAAGAUGCCGUUUGAGAAGUCACAUGUGAGCAUGAUGGUGCACCGGGUGGGCAAGACACUGCUAUUGGACGAGUUCGAUAUUCACAAGCACCUGCUCCGAACAGAACAGAAUGAAUGGGGCUGGCUUAGAAGGUUCUACUAUGAGUCUGUGCUGAGAGAUAUUGAAGAAAAUAUGAAGUGUGUACCUCGGCCCAGUAAGAGUAGGGACGACCUGCAGAGCAGGAACAUGUACUCCAAGUUCCUCUAUCAUAGUCUGGGUGAGAAUGAGACGGGUGUGGAAGCUGCAGACCUGAGAGAGAUGCUGAACACUGACAACCAGUCUCUUAUACCUGACCCUUUACCGAAGCCCAGGGAGAGUCAGACUCACCGUGAUGUGCUGUGGACUUUUGAAGACAUAAGGAUGUUGAUUGGCACUGACCUACCCGUGUUUAGAGAUGAGAGCUACUAUGUCAGCCUCAGACUAAGGGACAUGCGCACUCCAAUCAAUGUUCUUACUGGACUGGAUUACUGGCUGGACAACCUGAUGUGUAACGUACCAGAGGUGGCCAUGUGCUUCCAUAUCGAGGGAAUUGUACAGCAAUAUGAGAUAAUUAAGACGGAAGAUAUUCCCCAUCUGGAGAACUCCAAGUUUGACCAGGGUACUGUGACAAACAUAGCCAAGAAUAUUCUCUCCUUCCUCAAAAAUAAUGCUACCAAGGAGGGGCACACAUAUUGGUUGUAUAAAGGUAACAAUGACGACGUGGUGAAACUGUACGACCUGACGGCGCUGUGUGGGGAGGUGAACUCAGAGCCGGAGCGCAACCCUUUUACGGUUCCCCUGGGCAUGCUGCUGUACCGGGUAGCCCGUAGCAUGUGGACAAACCGGACGCCCGGGCGGGAACCCCUUACAAGGACACUGCUGGAAAAUUGCCUGGUCUUGCUAGAUGAGACCAAACAUGCCCAGGUUUGCACAUCUGCCACCUACUUGCUGUCUGACCUGUAUGUACCAGACAGCUCUCUGGAAGAUAAUUGGUCGCUGCCUGGCAACUCCUCCAAUGAAACAAGUGAUGAAGAGCAGGAUUCAGAGGAGUUUAGUGAAAGUGACACCAGCAGCAUUCGAGUGCAGACCCUCUCAGAUAAUGGAAGUGUUACGAGGUCUGGGGACCUCCUUCGACUGAAACCUUUCCAAGAAACAUCUGAACAGCGUUGUUGUGAGGCUGUGAAGUUUAUUUGCAAGGGUCUAAAGUGUUUACAGUUCGACUUAGAGCAUGGCGCUCACAGGCCGAGCAAGAUCAUCGAGGAACAAGUGCGGUGUAACCGCGAUGAGGCCAUCCCGCUCCACUACGAACCGCUGAACAAACCGUCCAGUCAGGAACAAAGGCAGAGUCAAUCAGAAGAGAAAAGGUCAUUGGCUGACCUUCGUGUGACCUCCAAGAGUCCAGAGGUGGAAGGUCAAGGUCAUGCCUGGCAUCUUGUUUCAAAGGGCCUGCUGUAUAGGAAGGCUGCUUAUACUUUCUUAGCCUUAGCGAAGCCAUGCGUACCUAGAGGGGAGAUGUUAGAGACACUGCGCUACCUGAGGCUGGCCUUUGCCUGUUUUGGUAUGUUGAAAUCUCUACUGCCAAACAAGGUGAAAGAGAACGAUGCCCUUCUGUCGAGCAUGUAUGGUCUCCUUGGUGACUGCAGACUUGGUUACCUGAAGAGUAGACUGCCACCAGUUGACUGGGGCACAGUCUGGAACGCAGGGAUGCCAGAGGAAGGCACGCUGAUGGAGCUGAUAGAGAAAGAGGGGGAGCAUUUUGAAUUCGAGGACCUAUUCAAUUCAAGCUGCAAAGAUGACAUCAUUCUCGAGAGCUGUGUGCAAUGCUAUACGGAGGCACUAGCACUGACAUCAAAGAAAAAUGCCAGUGUAUACACAGCACUGCAGAAGCGAAGGGGCAAUGCGUUGAAUGAGCUUGGUGUCUGCCUCAUGUUGAUGGCGCAAAAACACUUGGAAGGGUCUGAUCUAAGUGACUCAGGCCUUCAACACAUGGAAGAUCUCUGGCAUCGAUCCCUCUCAGUAUUCAAUGACGGCAUCGCAGUGUUUGAGGAUGCGAAAGACGUGGCCAAUCAGGCGCUUCUUAACUGUAAUGCUGGACGACUGAUGAGACUGGUUGCUCAGACGCACACUAAGGUUGCCCUGAAAGGAAAUCUUCACGAGUUCACUCCGUUGGAGAGGGAAUAUUACAAUAAAGCGAUUGACAGGUAUAAGACAGCACUCAAGUUGGGUACCCAGGGAUUCAAGCAUAUCGUGGAGUCUGUCAAGUGGGAGCUCUCUACUACAUAUUUUAAUAUGGCUGCACUGCUGCAAGACUACGCCCCUCUUUCGUCACGGAAACAAGAAGAGGUGGAGAAUGAAGUGGUGAAUCUUAUGUUCCAAUCACUUCAUUUCUGUAACAAAGGUGCUGAGUCUUUUGCAACACAGACGAUGUACCAGUUCCGUGCGGCCACCAUUAACCAUCGCUUGGCAUCUCUGUUCCACAAUACUCUAAGGCAAGAGUGUAAGGAGCAUAAACGAAAACACUUGCACACGUUGUCAGAGAGGCACUACGUACAGGCACUGAAUCUCUACCAGCAAAUGGACUGUCAUCUGGAAUACCUGCAGACAAAGCUAGAGUUUGUUGCAUUGUUAGAAUUAGCCGGAGCUGGUGCGUCAUCAGCGCGAAAUCAAUUAAGAUGCCAGUUACAAAUAGUGCACUCUCUAUCAGAAUGUUCUGAAUCAUUAAGCAGCUUGGCAAAUCUUCUGAAGGAAUCAGAAAAAACAUCAAAUGUUUGGAAGGAGGGGUUGACAAUUACGAAAAUUAUAGAAGAUAAAAUCCAGUCUGGUCUUUUGCACCUGGUGAAACUUUACAAACAACUACAUGUAAAAAAGAGCUCAACCCAGGAACUACCCAUGAAAGCUGAAAGGCUAAAACGAUUUUAUGCAGCAAGCCUAACAAAUAGAACUGUGGGUAAAAAUGACGAUAUUUUAAUUGAAAGAUGCUCUAUAUUACACAUGUUUCUUUCAGAAAUUGCUCAAUUUUAUAAUAAUGUUCUUGCUAAGGAUUUGCAAUCUUGAUAAAAAUCUACUUAUUGUUAAUAAUUUGUAUUGCUAUUAAAAAAUUGUGUUUAAA
Messenger RNA from Dreissena polymorpha, 3594 nucleotides. Its product is annotated as erythroid differentiation-related factor 1-like. The transcript has 22 exons. The record is from RefSeq and is a predicted model, not a curated record. The coding region runs from base 108 to 3539 and encodes 1143 amino acids. Lineage: Eukaryota; Metazoa; Mollusca; Bivalvia; Myida; Dreissenidae. Gene Ontology annotation, biological process: positive regulation of DNA-templated transcription.